Cottoperca gobio is the source of this 996-nucleotide messenger RNA. RefSeq names its product peroxiredoxin 5 (gene prdx5). Bases 168 to 740 code for a protein of 190 amino acids. Gene Ontology annotation, biological process: cellular response to oxidative stress; hydrogen peroxide catabolic process; cell redox homeostasis. Gene Ontology annotation, cellular component: cytoplasm; peroxisome; mitochondrion. Gene Ontology annotation, molecular function: thioredoxin peroxidase activity. Lineage: Eukaryota; Metazoa; Chordata; Actinopteri; Perciformes; Bovichtidae. The record is from RefSeq and is a predicted model, not a curated record. The transcript has 6 exons.
AAUCUGGUAGCUAGGUUAAACCCCAACAGCCAAAGUCAACGUGAGAGCGUGUACGGGACAGGGGUAAGCGGAGGUGUGUCUGUCUGAGAGCAGGACUCAGCACAGGACACAAGCCGCAAACCUACCGCAGGAUAUUGCAAAAAACGCUACAAAAACAGCGAGUCACAAUGUUUUCCACCACAAGCACCCUCAUCAAGAGCACCCGUGUCAUCCAGCGCGUGAGGCUUCUACACACUUCUCCAGUCGUCGAAAUGCCGAUUCAGGUUGGUCAAAAUCUCCCCGCAGUGGAAGUCCAGGAGGGGGAGCCAGGAAAUAAGGUGGCUAUGGAUCAGCUCUUCAAGGGGAAGAAGGGAAUCCUGUUUGCUGUACCUGGAGCUUUUACCCCUGGUUGUUCCAAGACUCACCUCCCAGGUUUUGUGCAGCAGGCUGAGGACUUGAAGAGUAAAGGUAUACAGGAGGUCGCUUGCAUUUCUGUCAAUGACGCAUUUGUGAUGGCUGCCUGGGGAAAGGAGCAUGGAACAGAUGGCAAGAUUCGAAUGCUGGCUGAUCCUACUGGAGCGUUUACAAAGGCGGUUGACCUGCUGCUUGACGGUGAUCAGAUUGUGCAGGCACUUGGGAACAAGCGAUCCAAGAGAUACGCUAUGUUGGUGGAAGAUGGAGUUGUGAAGAAGAUCAAUGUGGAGCCUGAUGGCACUGGGCUGACCUGCAGCCUGGCUUCCAACGUUCUGUCUGAACUGUAGGCUGAUUUAGAGCGUAUCAAACCAAACCGCAAACACUUACUGUAGAAGUUGCACUAACAAAACCCAGUACCACCCUGCUUAAGCUUCCUUUUCCGCAAAGAUGGAUACUAAUGUCACAUGGAUACUAAUGUCAAGAACAAAGCUGGAAGGUAAUUAAUGCGCACAACUAUGACAUGAAUAAUGACAAUCCAAAGGAACUAGCAUCAUCCUCUGUAUACUGAAAUGUGUGAGAGAAUAAAAUUCACCCUUAAAGCAA